Girardinichthys multiradiatus is the source of this 4993-nucleotide messenger RNA. RefSeq lists its product as uncharacterized. Gene Ontology annotation, biological process: mRNA stabilization. The transcript has 2 exons. The coding region runs from base 553 to 2805 and encodes 750 amino acids. NCBI's taxonomy places the organism in Eukaryota, Metazoa, Chordata, Actinopteri, Cyprinodontiformes, Goodeidae. Gene Ontology annotation, molecular function: poly(A) RNA polymerase activity; RNA binding. The record is from RefSeq and is a predicted model, not a curated record.
ACACAGGCUGGACACAUAGAGCAGAUAAAAGUGGUAAAAGUGGACGGACCUCUGCGGUGGGCGGUGAAAGCGCUCGUCUGAUGAUUAGAUUUACUGUGUGGAUCACGGCGGAGAGGGAGGAUGACUCACUCCGUCUGAUGUGAGGUUCACCCCGCAACAGCUCGGCAGUGCGGUGGCACGCCGGCGGUUCAGUCUGACAUGUCCGCUGUGCUCCAGCAAAUCAAGGCAAACUUUAUCAAAGUAUCAAGCUGCCCCGUUUUCCGACGCCUUACGGGCACUGGCUUUGUUUGAAACUUGAGUGUUUCGUCACUUGGUAGUUAGAGUGACCCGCGGAGUCGUGAUUCACCGUGAAUUUCGUGACGGCUAAUUGCCAUGGAAACAGUGUGGCUGCGCUGAGAGGGAACUGUCCGUAUUAACUUCAGCUUCAACCUUUCCAACAGGGUCGAAUAAACCUGUUGGAUACCUUAAUAUUUAUUUUUUUUCCUAUAUAUUCUUUUGUCCUGGCAUUACUUUUUUUUUUACUGUAAUUUGACAACCAACCAGGUGAGGACUAUGGAGCAAAAAACUGAAAAGAGGUUCCACAACCUGACCCAUGAGCAAGUCCGGGCUCUCGACAGAGUGCUGACUGAGGUGAUCCCGAUCCACGGGCGAGGAAAUUUCCCCACACUGCAGGUGAGAGCCAGAGACAUCAUUCGUGUGGUGAAGGAUCGACUGGUGGAGAGGGACAUUCAGGUUAAAGAUAUACGCCUGAACGGAGCAACUGCCAGUCACGUCCUGGUGAGAGAUAACGGCCUGGGCUACAGAGACUUGGACAUCAUAUUUGGGGUGGAGCUGCCCAGGCAGGAGGACUUCCAGGUGAUAAAGGAGGUGGUUCUGGGCAGCCUGCGUGACCUCCUCCCCUGUGGGGUUAACAGGCGGAAGAUCACCUGCCUCACCAUGAAGGAAGCAUAUGUGCAGAAAAUGGUGAAAGUUUUCAACGAGCAUGACAGAUGGAGCCUGAUCUUGCUUUCCAACAACAGAUCCAAAACAGUGGGGCUCAGAUUUGUCAGCUCCCUCCGGAGGCAGUUUGAAUUCAGCGUGGACUCCUUCCAAAUAAUACUAGAUCGUAUGCUGGAGUCUUACUGGGAGAACGACAGGAGAGAAGAAGGAAAACUGGCACUGAAUGCCAGGAAUUCCUCUAAGGGAGACGACAGUAAAGACUAUAACAAGAUACGAGAACAAUCAGACAGUCCUCAAGAUGUUGAAGAGGAUGCUGAAAAAGAUGGAGCGAUGGCAACAAAUGCAGAUCCCCCAAGCCAGGAUGAAGCCGUUUCUGCAUUUGAGCUUCCAGAUAAAGAAACUGAGCGUGCAGAUGGAAAGCAUGAGGCAAAAGGACCUGAGGGAAACAGCUUACAACAGGAAGAUGUUGGGGGCAGAGAAGGCAUCCAUCAAGAGGAAGACAUGUCAGAGGUGUUUGAGCUUUGUGAAGAAAGCGCAGAACAAAAAGGACUGUUCGAUGGUGAUUAUCCCUCAGCAGCAUUGGCACAAACUUUAUUCCCUGAUGCAAAGGAUCCAUUGAUGGCUGGUUCAUGUUUAACACUACAGACUACUGAAGAAGUGUCUACAACAAACACUGAACAGUCAACUUCACAAGAAACAGCCAAUUUUGAAACAAGUACAAAAUUAGAAGUAAACAUCAAACACUGCAAGACUGAAAACACCCCAACUCUACAAGAUUCACAUUGUGAAGACUCCUUUCCUCCCCCUGCUAAGAAAACUUGCAGCACAUCAAAGGACAUUGUACCAGACUACUGUCCUUCUCCAAAACUACAAAGGAAAAUGUCGCGGAAGCAUAUUAGCCAGCCUGAAAAGUGGUCUUUACUGACGGAUAUGUCAGACCUUACAGCCCAGCUCUUUCCGUCCAUAGAGAUAGUAAAACCUCUUCAGCCAAAACCACCCGUACUGGAUAGUGUAGAAAAGUGUGGCUCAAAUGUUUUAUGUCCUGAGUCAGAACACUUUAAAGGUAAAGACGCCCCUACUGUUCCCUCAUACAGUCCAGAACGUAUACUUCAGGAAGAUGCAGGUUCUUGUGAUCCUGCAGAACAAACUGUAAAGCCAAAACACUCCAAGAAGCCUCCUGAUUUAAAGACUCAAAGGAACACUGCUCUAAACCCUCAGAUUAAUGAUCAAGGACCUGAACUUGUUGACAAUGUUCCAAAUAGCCCGUGUGUCAGUGCAGAAGGUGAACCUGUUAUUGCUGUCGAAGCCGAGUGCAUGUAUGGAGACUUUGAGCAGGCAAUGGAUCACCUCCGCCACCGCCUCAUUGCCACCCACAACCCAGAGGAGAUUCGUGGAGGGGGCCUGCUGAAGUACAGCGAUCUGCUGGUGAGGAACUUCAGGCCAGCCAGUGAGACUGAGAUCAAGUCCUUGGAACGUUACAUGUGCUCCCGCUUCUUCAUCGACUUCCCGGACGUAAGUGAGCAACAGCGUAAGAUCGAGGCCCACUUGCAGUGCCAUUUCGUUGGCAGCGAGGAAGCGAAUAAGUAUGACUAUCUGAUGACCCUGCGGCGCGUGAUAGAUGAAAGCACGGUGUGUUUGAUGGGACAUGAGAGGAGACAGACCCUCAAUAUGAUCACUGUCCUUGCUUUGAGAGUUCUGGGUGAGCAGAAUGCCAUUCCCAACACGGCAAACGUCACAUGCUUCUACCAGCCGGCUCCUUACGUUACUGAGCCAAUUUACAACAGUUACUACAUCCCUCAGGCCCAGCCCCCACUCAUCUACCACCCUUACCCUCUGCAUGUCCACAUGCAGUCUGGUCUUGUGUAGCCAAGAUGGCACACUGGCAUGAAGGCGUGCUUUUAGCAUGGUGCUCUGCAAUCAGAAGCACAAAUGGAAGUUUUAGCAACAACAGGCAACAAUGGUUGCAAUGUUGUUUUGAAGUUUUAAAAUUCUUCCUGCUUAUAACUGAUAUUGAGUGGUCAGAGCUGAAGCGGACCUGGAGGUAAAUGUGGAUCCUUUUUAAGAUGAGCCCAAGAAAAGAAACAAGAGAGCUUGUUGAGAGGAUUUUAAAGCUGAGGGGACCUGCUGUUUGGCUGUCCCGGUUCAUUUUUGGAGGACUGAUUUCCAUCCUGCGUUGAAGGCAGCAUAAUAUGUCUCUAUGCCUAAAUGAUGCAAUUCUUUAACUUCUUAUAUAUAAUCUGUCACUUAUUGGCUACAAGGAUCUUGAAAUCUUGGUUUGGAUAACGUCUGAGGGACGAUUAAUCCUGUGGGGUUCAAACACUAUAACUGUUUUGUGAAUCAUUCAUCUGAACUACGUGUGGCGAUUACAUACCUGUGUUUUCAUUAGAUAGGAUGCCAUUCACUGUUGGGAUAGAGUAGACAUUGGUGCUUCCUUAAUGUGGUAAUUUAUGUAUUAGUGGAUGUGAAUUGUGAACUCCUCAUUUAAUAAGGAUAGCUGAAUGCAGUUAGAGAAUAAAUACAUUUGAAUAAAUUGCUGCUGUUAGAGUGAUAAUAGCCCUCCAAUUUGUAUUUUUAAACAACUCAGAAAUGAAAAACAAUAUGUAUUUGUGAUUCAUUUCAAAUAUUUAUUUCAAUAGAUAUCCUUUAAAUGUAAGUGAACCUCUCUACAUGUGAAACAUUGCUCACAAAUUAAGCAACUGUGAAAAUGGUUGAAUUCACAGUCCUGUGAAACAAAAGAAAAAAGUGUUUUAAAAAAAUGUGGUGUCUGCAGCUGUCAGUGUUGGACAGAUUUUUACAAUGGAGAAUCCUAUUAUGGGAGCCCAUAUGUGGUCUUAGUGUCAGUUACCUUUGCUGACAAUCACAGCACAAAGUUAUUAUGCAGGACUCGUCGCUCCAGCUGUUAGCACGGCCGCUUCCUUUUCUAAACUGAUAAUAAAGUACUUCCCUCUGGAGUGUUACUUUAUUAUUGUCAGAGUAAAGCUCAACAGCUGAUUGAUUAAACUUGGAAAAGGCCUCUUGGUAUCUUAACUGAGUAAAUGUCUUGUGCUCUCAAACAUCAACAUUCACAACAGUUUCUGCAGUAAGAAAAAAAUGGAAGUUAUAAACUAAUAAUUGAUCUUAUUUGGACCAAAUUAUCCAAUCAAAAAGUGCAUCUGUCAGAUUUGUUUUAUAUAACCUAUCUGACAAUUGUGGGUAAUUUUGAUCAAAAAGAGCCCUCAUGCACAUUUUAACAUUCAUGACACUCUUAGUUAAGAUGCAUGAAAAGACUUAAAAUACUUUGAUCAUUUAUUGGAGAAAUUAAUAAAUUGAGAAACUUAUUUUCAUUUGAGCUUAUGUAUUAAGUAUAUGGGAACAAUGUUGACAAGGAAUAAUUAUUUUUCCUAAAAUCACCAGAGCCAGAAUUUGCUGCAUCAUUAACAAUCCCAAGAAAAAAAUGUCCCUGAAGCUUUUUCUACUUUCUAAUGUUAUAGAGUGUAGAUGAACUUUAAAUGAGUUGCCAUGAUGUCUUGUUUCUCUGGGCUGUUAAAACAAUGUGAAAGGCCCAUUUUUAUAAGCCUCUCUUCAAAAUGGGAAAGACAAGAAAAAAUGCUAUUACACUGAUAGAUAAAUGGUUUAUCUUCAAAAAUAAGAAAAUGUCAAAGCUCGAUGUUACAGAACUGCAGAACAUUUUUCAAUAAAAUGUAAUACUAUUUACUACCAAGAUAGUCAAGACAUGUGGAGAGAAGGCAAGAAACUCAUCUGUCCUCAAUUUGGAAUCCGUUGAGUGGUAAUUUAUCCUGUUUCAGGAAUGUCACUGGUAAAUUUAUUUUGUUACGUACAUCAGUUUCUUCUGAAAUAUUUCACACAAUUUAUAAAAGAUGAGACCAGAAGUUUACCAAGAUAAACACACACCAUGUUUCAUGUGCAUUGACUAAGAUAUGGCAAUGACACAAAACUCCAUUGAUUUGUGGGUGUUUUUGGGUUCUUCUUAUUAUUCUUGAUAGGUUUUGAAUCAUGCUUCUGUUUGUUUUCCUGGUCAUGCUUUAAUUUUUGUCUUCCAGUUCAUGUUUUGUCA